AUGACUUAUGAUGAUUCUGAUGAAGAAACACCAGGUAAAAAAGGAAAAAAUGAUCUAUUUGAGACAAGUCCAUCGAAUGAAGUAACAACAGCCUCUACAACGUUGUUAACAGGAAAAACAACAAUAGAUCGUUUAGAACGUUCAGAACGAUCAAAUUGCGAUACAUUACAACUUUCACCGAAUGAACUUGAAAUGUCACACGAACUAGUAUCAUUUUUAAAAAUAAUUGAAGAUUCAACAAAAAUAUUAUCAUCAUCAAUAAAGUAUCCUUCAAUGAAUCUUUAUAUUUUAUUUCGAAGAGAUAGUGAAGAGCACUUGAAAGAUGCAAUGGAUGAUAGUGAUAUGCUCACUGAGUCUUAUUUAAAUGACCUAAAGUGA
Molecule: messenger RNA, 378 nt
Organism: Didymodactylos carnosus
Lineage: Eukaryota; Metazoa; Rotifera; Eurotatoria; Philodinida; Philodinidae
Source: the annotation of a GenBank genome assembly